Molecule: messenger RNA, 1379 nt
Organism: Amoebophrya sp. A25
Lineage: Eukaryota; Dinophyceae; Syndiniales; Amoebophryaceae
Source: the annotation of a GenBank genome assembly
AAUAAUCUUCUUCACUUUCCUAAGUUGAGAAAGUGAGUUCUUGUCUAAAAGAAGUACUUAUCCUCUUCUCCAAAAAAAAUGGGCGAAGCACAGGGUUUCAUGGCACCCGGCCUUGUGACGGGCACCAUGGUAUUUCUGGUUUUGGGCAUUAUCGCGACAACGAUUUCACAGUUCGUCGCGAAGGAGACAGCCAACUGUACUAAGUCCGAGGCACGUUUCAUUGGUGGAAGCGUUGUCGCCAUGAGCACCGUCUGCAUGUGGAUGUUGUACUAUAUUAUUUUUUACACAACUCAAUGAUCUUGAUAUUUUCACAGAAGUGCAAAAAAGGACACAUAUAAUUAGUAGUAAAAAUGCAUACCCGUCUCAGGACUGGGUAUAUCAUCAUCAUCAUCAUCAUCAUCAUACUUCUGGGAUACAAUCAAUCCUCGCACUAGUGCGGGAGAAAGACGAAGAUAAUUUGGAGCGCCAAGCUCUUUUUAUACUGUUUUCAACUGUUCUUUUCGUCUCCCUCACUACAGCUGGGCAUUCACGUACAUGCAUCAAAUGGUGCCGUUGAUCUACCCGGUCCACACCCCGCCAACAACCGGUUAAGGAGGUCCACCGGAAUAUUAGCCUCCGACCACGGGAAGUGUUUUUAGUAGCUCUCUUUACAAUUACAACUGCUUCAAAACAACGACUUCAAACUACCACAUGGGACCGCAACGAUUUCAACACGACAACUUCUAGUAGGACGAACAACACUUUUAGUAUAUAAUUUGAAUAAAAUCUUCUUGAAUACUACCACUGCUACAUCACACUUACUAGUCUUGUUACACCUCAUACUAACAAGAUGAGGUGGACGACAACAAGAACCCCUGAUGUGAAGGAUGAUGAACGUGCUACAACUCCUACAUGAGGCCGAUGCGGAGGUGCAACUCAGGAGGGCGACUUUUUCAAGCAACUUUCAGAUCAAAACACAACUAGCCCUAGAAGUACUACUACAACGACUGAGGCAGAGCAGGCACACAGAAGCACCAGAAGGUUGAGUACUGAGCUUUUCCUUGCUCUUUCCUCAACGACAAACGCUGCGAUUAUUGCAGGAGCAGUACGAGGAGGGCUAUACGUAGAUUGCUCUUGUCACACGAAGGACUAGUAGUGUUUGUGGAUGAGCAGGUAAAAAUUUGGUAAAUCUUCCUUCUCUGGGACUUCGGGGAGGGCGCCUGCCGGCCUCGUCUUGUUGAAAAUUUCUUACACCAGAUUCUUGAUGCGAUUUGUUUGGAUUGCCUUGUGAUGCAGUGACCGUGAAAUAAGAUCGUCGCUUUCUCAACACAAGAAUUAUGCUUCUGUAAUUCGCAGAGCGCGCGUAACUAUGGAUAUCUCCACCGAUAUCCGAUGCUCGG